Molecule: messenger RNA, 2345 nt
Organism: Vespa velutina
Lineage: Eukaryota; Metazoa; Arthropoda; Insecta; Hymenoptera; Vespidae
Product: cytochrome P450 9e2-like
Exons: 1
Coding region: 621-2252 (543 amino acids)
Molecular function (GO): iron ion binding; oxidoreductase activity, acting on paired donors, with incorporation or reduction of molecular oxygen; heme binding
Source: RefSeq, a predicted model, not a curated record
ACGUUCUAUUUUUUUUUAUAAAGGGUAGGGGUCAUUAAGUAACAGAAUUUUCGGAAAUCUAAGUCCGACAGUUUGCCGAAAUUUCGUAAUCAUAUCGAUUUAAUCAUGUCAAGACUGACUCGUUGAAAUAUUAACGUCACAAGCAAUCCUAACGAAAACACGUAAACGCGAAUUGUAGCCCAUGAAAACCGUAAUUCAAUUUACGUGGUUAACGCCUCAUGAAAACAUGGCAUGGCUAAGAGAUUAUUCAAUACUAAAAAAUAAAAUGAAUAAUGUCACAACUGAUAUUAUGUACUAUAUUAAAGAAUUCGGUCAUUGACAUUACAAAUAAAUUUUCACGAUAUCACGCGAGUUUUAUUUUUUUAAGACGUAAUUCACAGUUUAUAUUUCAUGAGAACGCUGGCAUACUUGCAGACGCACGAUGCUGUAGAAAGGGAUGACGUCACUAACACAGACCGAUAAUAUGUUCAGUAUUAACGAGAAUUCCUAACAAGAAAUGUCAGUCGGACACGAAACGCCGUCGCUAUAAUUUCGUCGAUUGUUAUUCUUUCUUUCUCUCUCUCUCUCUCUCUCUCUCUCUCUCUCUCUCUCUCUCAAAUUUUUUUUUACACGUAAACACAAUGGAGACGUGGGCGAUGAUCUUGGCCGUCGUGACAGUGGCACUUAGCAUUUAUUACUAUACCUUUAAGAACGUGAAUUACUUUAAGAAAAUUGGUUUACCGUAUAUACAAGCAUGGCCGAUAUUGGGCAGCAUGGGUUCAGCAUUUUUACGAAGAAAAACGGCAGCCGAUGUAACUAUUGACGCUUACAAUUUCUAUCCGGAAGCCAAAUAUAUCGGUUUCUUCGAUUUCAACAAUCCAGUAGUGAUCGUACGUGAUCCUGAAUUGAUAAAAAUGAUCGCUAUAAAGAAUUUUGAUUAUUUCACGGAUCAUCGAUCCUUCGUAGACGGCGAACAUGAUCCGCUCUUUGCGAAGGCAUUAUUUUCCUUGCGAGGUAACGAAUGGAGAGAAACUAGAACUAUGCUAAGUCCUGCAUUUACGUUAAGCAAGCUUAAAGGUAUGCUCAAAUUGAUGAACGAAUGCGGAGCGGAUUUUACGGAUUAUAUAUAUAAAAUGCCAAAAGAUAAAAGAACUAUAGAAAUGAAGGACGUAUUCGCGAGAUAUACCAAUGAUGUAAUAGCCACGUGCGCCUUUGGCAUCAGUAUUAAUUCUAUGAGAGAUCGUGACAAUGAUUUUUACGUUCUUGGUGGAAAGGCAACCAAAUUCGACAGUAUUAAAACACUUAAAUUCAUAAUCAUGCGAGGUUUUCCAACGAUUUCGAAAUUAUUAAAAAUUAGGCUAAUACCCGAUAAGAUUAGCAAUUUCUUCAAAAACGUCGUCAAGGAGGUAAUCAAUACUAGAGAUAAAAAUAAUAUUGUAAGAGCGGACAUGAUACAAUUAAUGAUGGAAGCUAGAAAUAAGAAAGCUGAAAUGGGACAAGAAUUAAUUUUGAUGGAUAUAGUAUCUCAGGCGUUCAGCUUCUUCUUCGGUGGCUUUGAUAGCGUCUCCACGGCCAUGUGUUUCACAUGUCACGAAAUUGGCGUCAAUUCGAAUAUACAAAAGAGAUUACAGAGAGAGAUCGAUGAAGUUAUUGAAAGGACUAAUGGUGAUUUAACAUAUGACGUAAUUAACAGCAUGCAAUAUCUAGACGCCGUGAUAAACGAAUCCCUAAGGAGAUAUCCAAUUGCUGUAAUCAUUGACAGAUUGAGUGUCGAUAAUUUCGAACUACCACCAAGUUUACCUGAAAGUAAACCCUUACUACUGAAAAAAGGCAUGAAUAUAUGGUUCCCAGUUUAUGGACUUCAUCAUGAUCCGAAAUAUUUCGAGGAUCCGUACAAAUUCGAUCCCGAAAGAUUCAUGGAACGCGGAAAGGAGAUUAUCAAUUCCGGUGUUUACUUGCCCUUCGGAUUGGGACCUAGAAUAUGCAUUGGUAAUAGAUUCGCUUUAUUGGAAAUGAAAGUCUUGAUAUUCCAUUUGUUGGCAAGAUGUAAUCUGGUGCCCUGUUCAAAAACUCAGAAUCCAUUACGUUUAUCCAAAAAAGGAAUUAGCAUGUCGGCAGAAAAUGGAUUUUGGAUGAAUUUUGAAAACAGAAACGACGUUCAUCCUGCCCUUAAGAAUUUUCUAUCCAAUAACGUUACUGAUAGUACUGAUGGUAGUACUGAAACCGAAGCGUUCACCAAUGGCGUUGCUGUUAGUCAUAUGGUCAAAUCUUAAGAGAUAAACGAGGAAUUAGGAAAAAAUAGUUUUAUCUGAAUCGAAUGAAUCCGUAUAGAUGUAUAAUAUGCUAAUAAAAUUUUACGUAACUAA